AUGGGUAAAGGACCAUUGGAGCGGGAGCUCCAGUUUGAAAAGAAGAACCAAGACCUCGUGAAGCUGCCAAAGUACGCGAAAGUUGAGAAACGCCCUCUCAACCAUCCCCCAAUUGCCUCGCCUUAUGCAGGUAACUCUGUGCCAAAGGUUGUCUAUGUCGCAACUGGGACACCCUUCAUGAGCGCCGUGAAGCGCGUCCAGAAACUCCUACGCCAGGCCGAGAAACGCGCAACAGCCAAUAUCAAUCUCGAAGACACACGCAAAACAGAGCAGCAAAAGCUUGCAGAGCUGGCCAAGGCUGCGGAUAAGCGAGAGGAGGUUUUCGUCAAGGCUACCGGGCGAGCUAUUGAGAAGGCGCUCAAGGUGGGCAAAUGGUUUGAGGAGAAAGACUCUGAAUAUGGAGUCCGCGUCACUACCGGCAGUGUGCUUGCGGUGGAUGAUAUUGUCGAGGAUGAGGAGAAGAAGGAGCGCGAUAUGCAGAAGAAGUGCCAAUCCAAGGAUGAGUCGGCCCCCGAGAAGCAGGACCAGGAAACAUCUAAAACUGCCGGAAAGAAGAAAAAGCGCAAGGCACCUGCUGCAUCCGAUGAUGCUGAACUUCCUGAACUUCCUGAGUCGCGCACCCGAUGGGUCAAAAUGGUUGAGGUUGCCGUGAGUCUCAAGUGA
Penicillium longicatenatum is the source of this 663-nucleotide messenger RNA. RefSeq names its product ribonuclease P subunit p20 family protein. Gene Ontology annotation, molecular function: RNA binding. The transcript is spliced from 2 exons. Gene Ontology annotation, biological process: rRNA processing; nuclear-transcribed mRNA catabolic process, RNase MRP-dependent; intronic box C/D snoRNA processing. Bases 1 to 663 code for a protein of 220 amino acids. Gene Ontology annotation, cellular component: nucleolar ribonuclease P complex; ribonuclease MRP complex. Lineage: Eukaryota; Fungi; Ascomycota; Eurotiomycetes; Eurotiales; Aspergillaceae. The record is from RefSeq and is a predicted model, not a curated record.